Messenger RNA from Manihot esculenta (cassava), 2487 nucleotides. RefSeq names its product U3 small nucleolar RNA-associated protein 18 homolog. The coding region runs from base 304 to 1992 and encodes 562 amino acids. The record is from RefSeq and is a predicted model, not a curated record. Gene Ontology annotation, molecular function: protein binding. Gene Ontology annotation, biological process: rRNA processing. The transcript is spliced from 2 exons. Gene Ontology annotation, cellular component: small-subunit processome; Pwp2p-containing subcomplex of 90S preribosome. NCBI's taxonomy places the organism in Eukaryota, Viridiplantae, Streptophyta, Magnoliopsida, Malpighiales, Euphorbiaceae.
UUAAUUGAAAUAUCAAAAAGAAUACAAGUAAACCUAAACUCUAAAACCACUCGUCAGAAAAACACAAAGCCGCCCCCAACCCGCCUUUAGCCGUGCGUCCUUUGCCGUCACCGCUGCUGCUUAUCAUUAGUCGUCGCGCUGCUCAUCAUCAGUCGCGCUGGUGUCUCGCCUCUGCAGCUCUUCCAUUGCAGCCGCUGCUCUCUGGAGUCUGCUACCGUCUCUUCGCUGCUGUCCAUCCUCCAUCGCCGCUGCUUCUGUCUCCCAGGGUCACGGUGCAGGCGCUGAGUUACUUCAGUGAAAAAGAUGAGUUUGAUUUCUCAAAAUGUUGGCUCUAAAAACAGAGUUAAGUCUAAAGAGGAGGGGGCCGAGGAACCUGCAUUUAUGGAAGGAAAUAAAGAGAAUGAGGAUGGAAGGGAAACUGAGUUGGUUAUGUUGAGGGAAAAAAAGAGAAAGAAAGAAAAGGGAGAACAAUUGGAAGCUGAUGAAGGGAGGGAAAUGAAAAGGUUGGAGAACUUUUUGUUUGGAUCCCUAUAUUCCCCUAUUGAAUUUGGAAAGAAUAAGGAGGAAAAGGCUCAUGAUGAGGCUGGAGAUGGUUCUGCUUUGUUCUUUGUGGACCGUUCAGCAAAUAGUGUACAGUCUGUUUAUGAAGACGAUAUGGGAUUCACUGAGAGAAGUGAUGUCGAAGAGGAAAACAAACAGCGACAAGCUGCUUGGGUUGAUGAUGAUGAGGAAAACAACACAGUUAAUAUUGCUACGACUAAUAGAUUAAGGAAGCUGAGGAAGGAAGAGGAUGAGAGUUUGAUUUCUGGCCGGGAAUAUGUUGCAAGAUUAAGGGCUCAGCACGCAAAGCUUAAUCCACGGACUGAGUGGGCCCAACUUGAUUUUCAGUCAAAAGAUUAUCAAUAUGAAUCAUCAGAUGAGGAGAACAGCAUUGUGACAGCACGUGGUUAUGAGCAUGUUGAAGGUUUUGAUGACAUCCUUCGAACAAAUGAAGAUCUUGUAGUGAAGAGCAGAACCAAACUGUUGCCUGGGCUUCUUGAGUACUCAAGACUUGUGGAUGCAAAUGCUCAGGAUGCAUCCAAUGGUUCAAUAAAUUCUGUUCAGUUCCAUCGGAAUGCACAGUUGCUGCUUGCUGCUGGAUUGGAUCGAAGGCUUAGAUUUUUUCAGAUUGAUGGGAAACGUAAUACAAAAAUUCAGAGCAUCUUCAUUGAUGAUUGCCCUAUUCGCAAGGCAUCUUUCUUACCUGAUGGUUCACAAGUUAUUAUAUCUGGAAGAAGAAAGUUCUUUUACAGUUUUGAUUUAGUGAAAGCUAAAGUUGAUAAAAUAGGCCCACUGGUUGGCAGGGAGGAGAAGAGCUUGGAAGUUUUUGAGGUAUCCCCAGACUCUUGUACAAUUGCUUUUGUGGGAAAUGAAGGUUAUAUCCUACUGGUAUCAUCCAAAACAAAGGAACUCAUUGGAACCCUAAAGAUGAAUGGAACUGCUCGAGCUUUAGCUUUUGCUGAUGAUGGACAUCAAUUAUUAAGCCAUGGGGGUGAUGGGCAGGUGUACCACUGGGAUCUGAGAACAAGGAUGUGCAUCCAUAAGGCUGUUGAUGAAGGCUGCAUAAAUGGCACGGCUCUUUGCACUUCCCCUAAUGGAAGCUUCUUUGCUGCUGGUUCGGACAGUGGGAUUGUGAAUGUUUACAACAGAGAGGAGUUUUUAGGUGGGAAGAGAAAACCAAUAAAGGCAAUUGAGAAUUUGACCACUAAAGUGGAUUUUUUGAAAUUUAAUAAUGACGCUCAGAUAUUAGCCAUUUGUUCACACAUGAAGAAGAGCAGUUUAAAGUUGAUACAUGUCCCAUCAUUUACAACAUUCUCUAACUGGCCUCCAGCAAAUAGGAGUCUACAUUAUCCCCGCUGUUUGGAUUUCAGUCCUGGUGGAGGUUUCAUGGCUGUAGGAAAUGCUGCUGGGAAAGUAUUGCUAUACAAGUUGCAUCAUUACCAUCAUGCGUAGAUCAAAUACGUGUUGCUGGUGUGCUGAUUCUGGCACCUCAUAUUUCGGGUUCAUGUUUAUAACGGUACAGGUGAUUCAGAUAGACACUAUUCAUUUUUGCUUGAGGUGUUGAGUUGAUUGAGGUUCCAUGAGAGUUGUCAAGUGGAAAAUGCCUCAAAGCUGCAUCUCGUGAUCUGGGGACUAAGUAAGGUUAUCCGAGUUUUCAAUCUUUCUGUUUUGUCAACAAAGUUUUGUUUCCAUAUUUGGUGAUUGUAACAUCUUUAGGUUUUUCUGCCAUUAGGUUUAGCUGCGGAAGGGUUUUCUGCAUUUUUUUUAUUAAUGAUACAAAUACAAUGCUGCAAGUCAGGUUUUUGGAUAAGGUGUUGCUAUUUGAUGAAAAUCUAGUGCUUUCUACUAUGGUUGUCCUUGUUACCUUGGUUUAAGUUUACUGCUAUCUUGCCUCCCGGAUAUUGAGGGCUAGUAGGCAUCUUGAGUUUUGAAUAUGCUAUUUGGAGC